CUGGGUGUGUCACAUGCCCAAACAAACGUGCCAGUGUUUAGCAAAGUUCCGCUUUUGUCUACAACGUUUUUCUUUCACCACAAAUUUAUACAGAUUAUGAUCCGAUUUUUAAAUGCUAUGUUGUUGUUCCAGCUAUUUCCGAACACACAUCCCAUUUGUUAAACUCACUAUUUAACGUCGUCUUUCGGAUUAAUGGCGUUCAAUGUGUGGAUAUCAUUAAUUAACCUCACGUUGUGUUCCUCAGCUCUUUUCACCUCAUAUAAACUCUUUAAGGACCACAGAGCUCCCUCGGUUGGCUUCUUCUUGGUUGGCCUCUCUGCAGGUCUUGGUGUUUUACCUUCCUCGAGCAUACUCCUCACCUCGCUCCAGAAAGAUACAGAAUGGGCAGCAGAGAUUCUGGCUCCAGUGCUGCUUGCCUUCCACUACCUGUGGCUCAGUGAAGACCGCAGCACAGCAUGUAUUCUCCUUUGUGGCUCCUGCCUGCUGCUGGGAUUCCGUGACAGUUUCUCAGCAGAUACACUGGCAGUCCUGAGUCGCUGCAUCGGCCUGGCGUCCUUGUCCUGUUGCCUCAUGGUGUGUCUGUUUGCAGGAAACCCCGUAGGGGCCCUGACCAGUGUAACGCUCAGCCUGCCAGUACUUUUGGCGCCUACUUUUGGGUCGCACACUUUUUCCUCGCUUGUCUCGCCGGCCGCCAAUGAGGGAACUGUGAAGUGGUUUUUGAAAGGCUCCAUGUCUAUAGGCUGUUGGACCUCAACACAUUCCCUGGACAAGUUUCUCUUGGAUGUGACUGACCAAUAUCACUUAAACAUGUAGAACUUUGUUUAUGCACACACUUAUCUUGACAUUAUAUAUUCAAUAGUUCUAGUUUCAUGGUUUUAAAGGGGGAUAAAUGGUGCAUUGAUGUACACAACAAUACAGUGGAACCUGUCUGGGGUUCUGGUCAACUUCCUAUUUGUUCCAUUUAUCCUAAAGGAAAUAAUGGAAAAGGACAGCACAGCGGGACAGUUAGCACAUUGGCCACACAGUUCUGAGAAAUAGAAAUAAUCUAUUCCAGGGUCAAACUGUCAGCAUCACAUAUUAAUAUUAAUUGUACAGGCUGUUAAGUAUUAGUAUUUAUCAGUGUACACUGUACAGUACUUAUUUUUGAUUUACUUUAUACCCUGUUUUUAUCUAGAAUGUUUGUCAGUCAUUCACUUAAUGUUACAUGUGGCAUUUAUUACUUUUUAGGAUCAGUCACUGCUACUUUAUUGCCAUUGUUUGUUUUGUGAUUUAUUGUGCCUGAAAAUAUAUGUUUAGAAUUAAUAAAAUAUUGUGCAACUUCAUUUUGCAGUAUUUUAAUAAUGGUAUGAUAGCAAGUAAAUACAUACAGUAGCUGGUUGUUUGUGAACCAUUAGCUCAUCACUUUGGCACCGAGCAGUUGAAUCAUGCCUGCCAAGCAUCUGCUGCAGCAGACCGAGACUGCACUGAGCAUGCUCGCUGCAGCUGUGGCCUGUAAAUGGCCCAAGAGUGCAGAGGAGGAGGAGAAAGAGGAGGAGACAACGGUCAGAUGGGCUUCACAGCACUUGAGAUGCUGUUGCUGCCGCGAGAAAAGGAGCUGCAAGGGAAAGACGUGUCAUGAAUGGGAGUGUGAAAUUGGAAUACAAAUGACUGGAGGCGAUAUAUGCUAAGGAACUGUUGCACAUUGUGGAGAUGUAUGCCUUCUACUCCCUUUUAGUCUACAUCUUCUACACUGUCUUCAAGAAGGAGGAGGAGGAAGCCUUAGAGGGAUCAUGUGGAGCCUCCGCAGACGAGCCAAGACCUGUUUCCAUGGAAACAGGGAGAAGGAGGAAAGAUGGCCACACCCCCAAAAUGAGAAAGAAGGCUUGUGCUAGGCUCAGUGAUUCAAGCAGUAGCAGUGACAGUGAUGACAUGUCCAUGAGUGAUGAAGACGAGCAAGAUGGCAGUGAUAUCCCAGCAUGCACUCCUCUGGCUGCAUUUCUGUCUUUUAAGCAAGAGUCAGACAAGAGGAGGACAUCACAGGGCCAGCUGGAGACAACAGGAAAGUUGGGAGAGUCCCCCUUGAUGGCCGUCAUGUCCCACCUGCUGAGCUUCCUGGAGCAGUACUCCCACUUCCAGCAGCUGCAGCAUCAGGCCGAGCAGUACCGCGUCCAGCUCAAGAGGCACCGCGUGCAGCACCGUCGACAGAUGAAGGCGCUGCGAGCCUCCUACCGCCAACGCCUCAAGGACAAGAAGAGCAUCAUUUGUAACCUGGAGGAAGCCGUCAGCCAGCAGCUCAGCCAGCAGCUCAGCCCGCAGAGCGACGGCGAGAGUGGCAGUGAUGCAGGGGCUCAAGCGGGGGUUCACAGCCUGGUAGAGUCCCUAUACGGCCUGCAGGGGGAACGCAGCAAGCUGAGAGGAGAACUGCGUCUUCUGCGCUCACAGCUGGAGCAGAAGGACCGAGACCGACACUCACGUAUACUGGCCUUUCAGCUGCAGAUCGAUGAGCUUAAAAGUGGAAUUGAAGAACGCGAGGAGGAGCUGUGCAGACUCAAAACUGCCACUGGCGCCACAGACUCGGAAAAACGAGUGUUGUGUCUUUCGGCGGAGAACGAGACUCUCAAGCAGAGCCUGACAGUCACCCAAGGUCUCCUGCAGCAGCUGACCACCAUCCCCUCACAGUCCAGCACCAUGCUCAUCAAGGAAAACGAGAAUCUGCGGAGCCGGGUGCAGCAGCUGGAGGCUUCCCUGCAGCAGCGCGCCGAGCGGCUGUCGCAGCUGGAGCAGCAGAGCGAACGGAGCGAGUGGAGGAGAGGGGAGGAGCUGAGAAGACGAGAGGACAGAAUGAGGGAGCUUCAGCUGGAGUUGGACAGAGAGAGGGGCAAGGAGCCUGUGGUAAAGUAUGUCACCCAGACCGUUGAGGUAGAGUCCCCGGCCACCUUGAAGCAGCUCACCAAAGCCAGACAGCGGAACGAGCUGCUGUCCGAGAACAUGUCCAACCAGAAUGAGCGCUGCAAGCAGCUGGAGGAGCAAAUCCGGAAAUCGGAUGAAUACAGCUGCAAUCUACAACACAAGAUUGCAGCUUAUGAGCGGGAGAUCGGACAGCUGAGAGAGGAGCUGUUGAAGGAGAUCGGCCACUUGGAGGAGAGGAAGGAGGAGGCAGUGAAGGCCGCUGCAAACUGUUCAGCAGAACACUUUGAGGACCUGCAGCACCAGUUCUUCGGUUUACAGAAGCGCCUGACGGCCCUCCCCCCAACUCUGCGCUGCAUGAAAACAGACUACGCCAGCCUGAGGAGCCAAGUUCGGAACUUCUCGGAGUUUUACGGAGCGGCGAUAAAGGAGGCAAAGAAACAGGUUUCAGCAGCGAUCUCUGAGAUGUCAGAAGCCAACAAAGACCUUCUGGAGAAAUACAGAAAGGAGGUUGCACUGCGCAGGAAGUUGCAUGAGCAGCUGGUGGAACUAAAAGGCAACAUCCGUGUGCUGUGCCGUGUGAAGCCUGUGCUGAAAGAGGACCAGCACGAGGAGGGCCAAUCCGUGGUGGUGACCACGGACCCCGAUAACGACUCCUCUCUGAGUGUGCUGAGUAAAGGGAAGGGUCGCAUUUUUGAGCUGGACAAGGUCUUCCAUCGUCAGGCUACACAGGAAGAAGUCUUUCAGGAGAUCGAGCCUCUUGUGACCUCAUGCAUCGAUGGCUACCAUGUAUGCAUAUUUGCAUAUGGACAGACUGGCUCUGGGAAGACAUACACUAUGGAGGGCAGUAUGGAGAACCCUGGCAUCAACCAGAGGGCCCUGAAACAUCUCUUUAGUGAAAUUGAGGAGCGGAAGGACAUGUGGUCCUACACUGUCACUGUCAGCUCCGUGGAGAUCUACAAUGAGGUGCUAAGAGAUCUACUGAGUAAGGAUGGAGAGAAACUGGACAUCAAAAUCAACCCGGAUGGAACAGGACAGCUGCACGUGCCGGGACUCAGGGUCAUCGAGGUUAAGAGUUUCCAGCAUAUCAAGAAGAUUUUAGCCAUGGCCCGCAGGAACAGGAUCACAUUUGGCACUCAGAUGAACCAGCACAGCUCUCGCUCUCAUGCUCUGCUCUGCAUCACCGUUCAGGGCACAGACCUCGCCACUGGCUCCAAAACCACAGGCAAGUUGAACCUGGUUGACCUGGCGGGAUCGGAGAGGGUAUGGAAGUCUGGCGCAGAGGGCGAGAGGCUGAAGGAGGCCCAGAAUAUAAACCGCUCCCUUUUGGCCCUCGGGGACGUCAUUCAAGCCCUGAGAGCGCGACAGACUCACAUCCCAUUCAGGAACUCUCGCCUUACGUACUUGUUGCAGGACUCUCUGGGUAAAGGCAGCAAGACGGCCAUGGUGGUGCAGGUGUCUUCUCUGGAGAGCAACGUAGGUGAGACCCUCUGCUCGCUGAAGUUUGCCCAGAGGGUGUGCAAGGUGGAGCUCGGUCCUGCAGCCAGGAAGAUCGAAUCUGGAGGCAGGCAGUGCGACUGAACUAGUGACUUCCCGUAGCCGAGCAAACGCAUCGUUACACCUUACAAUAGCAACGAACAGCUAUCCUGCUCAAGGGCUAACUAAAUCUGUCGAGGUCAGACGUUAUCGAGACAGAAAGGUGAGCACCCUUUGCCGUCAUCGGGCACAUGCAGGAAUAUUUAUAUCUUCACUCACAGUGCCAAAGCAAUGUCUGCCUCCACCAUGUAUGAUUCUAUGCUUCCUUGAGCCACUUUUCUCUCACUCUCCUUUAGAACAAAUACAAAAUUCAGGAGGAUCUUCUCAUGGAUCAUCAGCAUUUGUUUACGACUCCCACAAACAUAUAAGACAUUAUCUUUUGAUGUUUUGACUAUAUUUUUUCAAUGUAGUAGAUUGUCAAACAUGUUACGUAAUGACACUUAAGUCACAUAUUGACAGUACUCUAGUUUAUGUGCUAUCUGAUGGGAGUGACUGAAUGCUUUGCUUCUCUUUAGAGCCGUAUCAUUUUGCCCUUUAAGAGGGGCAAUGGCAGUCAAGUGUGCCGGUUGCCUUGUAUUGUAGUGACUCGUGCAAUAUGCUUCUGAUCGAGGAGGUGGUUUGGGCCUAUGUGGACAGAAAAUGCACUUUAAGGUUCAAGAAUAGAAUGCUGUUGUUUCAGACCAGGGUGUUGGCAAUUGAUAUCACUAGUGAAUGUCAGACCCAAAAAUUAUUUUCUGUUUUCUCUUCAUUAUUGUUCUAGUUUAUCACC
This is a messenger RNA of Phyllopteryx taeniolatus (common seadragon), 5191 nucleotides long. RefSeq names its product kinesin-like protein KIFC3. Gene Ontology annotation, biological process: microtubule-based movement. The record is from RefSeq and is a predicted model, not a curated record. NCBI's taxonomy places the organism in Eukaryota, Metazoa, Chordata, Actinopteri, Syngnathiformes, Syngnathidae. Bases 1690 to 4467 code for a protein of 925 amino acids. Gene Ontology annotation, molecular function: microtubule binding; microtubule motor activity; ATP binding. The transcript has 21 exons.